UCUCUAUCACCCAUUCCCAUUCCCCUUCGUUCUCUCUCGGCCAAGAUCCCUCUUCAUCAUCCAUGGCCGCCGAGGUGGACCGGGGCUACCGCACCUCCUUCCGGUCCUACGUCGCCACCGAUCCCCAUCUCCAGAUCGUCAGCGGCAAAGCCUUCAGUGCGGCCACUCACAACUCCUAUUCCCAUCCGCGUCUCGUCACCACCGCCCCUUCUUGGCCCUCCGACCCCACUCCUCCACCACCUCCUAAGCCACGCAGGCAUUCUUCUUCUUCUUCUUCCUCUUCGACCGCUUGGUGCUUCAGCGAUCCAGAGCUUAAACGAAGACGCCGCGUCGCCAGCUACAAAGCCUACGCCGUUGAAGGCAAGGUCAAGGCCUCUCUUCUCCGUGCCAUUCGAUGGUUCAAGGGUAAGUGCUCCGCCAUCGUCGGCGAUCGGUGAUCGGUGAUCGGUGAUCAUACCCUCUUUCUCUCUUUCUCUUUUCUCUUGUUGUAAUUUAUAUUUUAUCUUUUGUUAUCUUUGGGCCUUUCCAGUUGCUUCUCAUGAAUAUUAUUGAUUUUUAAUUUCUUAUUA
This is a messenger RNA of Dioscorea cayenensis subsp. rotundata (Guinea yam), 569 nucleotides long. RefSeq lists its product as uncharacterized. Lineage: Eukaryota; Viridiplantae; Streptophyta; Magnoliopsida; Dioscoreales; Dioscoreaceae. Bases 63 to 437 code for a protein of 124 amino acids. The transcript has a single exon. The record is from RefSeq and is a predicted model, not a curated record.